AAGCUGCUGGCCGCCACUCUGCUGCUGGCCCUGCUGGCCUGCUGCCUCACUGUGCUGUCUUUCUGCCGGGUGGCCGCCCUGCAAGCGGACCUGGAGAGCCUGCGGGCGGAACUGCAGGGCCACCCAGCUGAGCAGCUGCCAGCCCGCCCUGAGGCAGGAGCAGCAGCCCCCACGGCCACCCUGCAGGAAGCUCCAGCUGUCACCGCAGGACGGAGAAGCAUCUUCCCGCCACCAGCUCCAGGAGAAAGCCACUCGGGUCAGAACAGCAGGAAUAAGCGUGCCAUUCAGGAUGCAGAGGAAACAG
Messenger RNA from Galeopterus variegatus (Sunda flying lemur), 304 nucleotides. Its product is annotated as tumor necrosis factor ligand superfamily member 13B-like. The annotation marks the transcript as partial. The record is from RefSeq and is a predicted model, not a curated record. NCBI's taxonomy places the organism in Eukaryota, Metazoa, Chordata, Mammalia, Dermoptera, Cynocephalidae. The transcript is spliced from 2 exons.